CCAAUCUACCCCGCCUUAUCCCCCGCCGAGCCAUGUCGACGACCGCACCCCGUGCGGACCCUUUUAAGCCGGCGAAGCGUGUCGCCGGCCAGCGACAGGAUGUCUGGUCCAUCGUCAACGAGGCCGCCGCGGCCUCGCCUGUCCAGCCGAUCGUGAACAUGGGGCAGGGUUUCUUUGGUUACAACCCUCCCAAGUUCGCCCUGGACGCCGCCAAAGACGCCCUCGACCGCGUCGACUGCAACCAAUACUCCCCCACCAAGGGUCGCCCUCGUCUGAAGAAAGCCAUCGCGGAUGCCUACUCCCCGCACUUUGGUCGCACGAUCAACCCGGAUACUGAAGUGUCCAUCACGACGGGCGCCAACGAAGGUAUGCUCAGUGCCUUUAUGGGUUUUAUUGAGCAGGGCGACGAGGUCAUUAUCUUUGAGCCUUUCUUUGAUCAGUAUAUCAGCAACAUCGAGAUGCCCGGGGGUACCAUCCGCUAUGUUCCGCUGCACCCUCCCAAGGACGGGGCCACGCGGACGUCGCCGGCCUCGGAGUGGACGAUCGACUUUGACGAGCUGGAGCGGACCAUCAACCCCAAGACCAAGAUGAUGGUGUUGAAUUCUCCACACAACCCCGUGGGCAAGGUGUUCUCCCGCGAGGAACUCCAGCGCAUCGGCGACCUGUGCAUCAAGCACAACCUUAUCAUUCUCUCGGACGAGGUCUACGACCGACUGUUCUACGUGCCGUUCACGCGCAUCGGCACGCUCUCGCCGGAGCUGUACGAGCGCACACUGACCGUCGGAUCCGCCGGUAAAGCCUUCUACGCAACCGGCUGGCGAGUAGGCUACCUGAUCGGGCCCGAGCACCUGGUCAAGUACGUAGCAGGAGCGCACACACGCAUCUGCUACAGCAGUGUGUCACCGCUGCAGGAGGCAGCAGCAGUAGCCUUCGAGCAAGCCGACGCGCACGGGUUCUGGGACGAGAGCCGCAACGAGAUGCUGGGCAAGGUGCAGCGAUUCUGCCAGGUCUUCGACGAGCUGAACAUCCCCUACUCGGAGCCCGAGGGCGGCUACUUCGUGCUGGCGAACUUCGCGUCCGUGCGCCUGCCGGAGGACUACCCCUUCCCGCCGCAUGUCGCCAGCCGGCCGCGCGACUUCCAGCUCUGCUGGUUCUUGAUCCACGAGGUGGGCGUCGCGGCUAUCCCGCCGACGGAGUUCUACACGGAUGCCAAUGCGCAUAUCGCGGAGGAUUAUUUGCGGUUUGCGGUUUGCAAGAAUGAUGAUGUGUUGGAGACGGCUAAGGAGAGGCUGCGGGGGUUGAAGAAGUAUAUUCAGUAGAGCAGUAUCUUCGGUAGAAGAGGUAAACGCAGUAGAUUUUUUUUUUCUAUUUAUCUCUUUAUGUCCACGAAAGUCCAUAUCAGUGUCACCAUUAUUGUUAGAAAGAAAGAAGAAAGUCGAAAG
This is a messenger RNA of Aspergillus campestris IBT 28561, 1442 nucleotides long. Its product is annotated as kynurenine--oxoglutarate transaminase. Lineage: Eukaryota; Fungi; Ascomycota; Eurotiomycetes; Eurotiales; Aspergillaceae. Gene Ontology annotation, molecular function: L-kynurenine:2-oxoglutarate transaminase activity; pyridoxal phosphate binding. Gene Ontology annotation, cellular component: mitochondrion; cytoplasm. The transcript has 8 exons. Gene Ontology annotation, biological process: biosynthetic process. The coding region runs from base 33 to 1319 and encodes 428 amino acids. The record is from RefSeq and is a predicted model, not a curated record.